UGCUCACUAGUGCACAGUACACAGCAUGUCACAUCGCAAGUUUUCGGCCCCUCGACAUGGGCACUUGGGAUUCCUUCCUCGCAAGAGAAGUUCUAGACAUAGAGGGAAGGUGAAAACCUGGCCGAAGGAUGAUCCCAGCAAGCCUGUGCAUUUGACAGCUUUCCUGGGCUACAAAGCCGGCAUGACCCACAUCCUGCGGGAAAUACACAGACCUGGCAUGAGGAUUUCAAAACGAGAAGCCGUGGAGGCGGUUACUAUAAUUGAUACUCCACCUUUGAUUGUCGUUGGGAUUGUUGGGUAUGUGAUGACUCCAAAGGGACUGCGGGCGUUUAAGACAAUCUUUGCUGAACAUAUAAGUGAUGAAUGCAAGCGACGUUUCUACAAGAACUGGUGUAAGAGCAAGAAGAAAGCCUUUACUAAAUACUGCAAGAAAUGGCAGGAUGAAGUGGGGAAAAAGCAGCUAGAAAAAGAUUUUGAAGCCAUGAAGAAGUAUUGCAAAAUCAUCAGAGUCAUUGUUCAUACUCAGAUGAGACUGUUGCCUCUGCGACAGAAAAAAGCCCAUAUCAUGGAAAUCCAACUGAAUGGAGGAACUAUUGCAGAGAAAGUGGAUUGGGCACAUGAGAAACUGGAGAAACAGAUCUCAGUGCACACCAUCUUUCAUCAAAGUGAAAUAAUAGAUGUCAUUGGUGUUACCAAAGGCAAGGGAUUCAAAGGCGUCACCUCCCGCUGGCAUACCAAAAAGCUACCGCGGAAGACCCACAAAGGUCUGCGAAAGGUCGCUUGUAUUGGGGCCUGGCAUCCAGCUCGAGUUGGGUUUACAAUUGCUCGUACAGGGCAAAAGGGUUAUUUCCACCGUACAGAGGUCAAUAAGAAGAUAUAUCGCAUUGGACAAGGUAUCCACAUCGAAGAUGGCAAAUUAGUGAAAAAUAACGCUUCCACUCAUUAUGACAUGACUGAUAAGAGCAUCACUCCGAUGGGUGGAUUUCCACAUUAUGGUGAAGUGAACAAUGACUAUGUUAUGGUAAAAGGCUGUGUCGUUGGAACAAAGAAGCGUGUUCUUACACUCAGAAAGUCUCUUCUGGUUCACGCUAAACGCCGUGCUUUUGAACAAGUUGAGCUCAAGUUCAUUGACACAACUUCCAAAUUUGGCUAUGGACACUUCCAGACGGCUGAGGAGAAGAGAGCUUUCAUGGGGCCACUCAAGAAAGAUCUGAUACAAGGGAAGGCCAGUGUCCCGAUUGUUUCUUAACAGCUACAGAUUUGAAGGACUGUGUCUGUCACUGAGUUACUUAUCAAACUGA
Carcharodon carcharias (great white shark) is the source of this 1301-nucleotide messenger RNA. RefSeq names its product 60S ribosomal protein L3-like. Bases 26 to 1249 code for a protein of 407 amino acids. Gene Ontology annotation, cellular component: cytosolic large ribosomal subunit; ribosome. Lineage: Eukaryota; Metazoa; Chordata; Chondrichthyes; Lamniformes; Lamnidae. Gene Ontology annotation, biological process: translation; ribosomal large subunit assembly. The record is from RefSeq and is a predicted model, not a curated record. The transcript has 10 exons. Gene Ontology annotation, molecular function: structural constituent of ribosome; RNA binding.